CUGUAUCGAUCCAAAUGCGUGCAUCACCAUCCAAGGUGGAGGUGUACGGGGACGAAGAGAUAUUGGACGGGCUCGAGAUAGGGCAUGGCCGUCACCAUUGCUCCCCUCCUCCCCCGCUCCUUAGUUGCUGACCUCGUAUUCUUUGAGUUUUCAAGAUCGUGGGUGUUCGCAGGUGGCGGGAGACGAAGACGGUGGCGAAUACGAUAUCCUCUACCAUCCAAUCCAUUUGGUGGGUGUUGCUAUACGGGAGCGGAUAACCUAGGCGACAACUAUCUGUGCCGCUUCUGUGCUGUACUGUGGUGGAUGGCGUUGUUGCUGUGCGCAAAGACUGUUGCGCACAAGGCUAUGUCUCUAGGAUUCUUCCGUUCGAGAUCGUUAGGACGGUGUCUCAUCCAACCACGAGAGGGACGAAAGCAAUCUGUUGCUCCCACGCCCUGUCGAAAGCCAAGCACUGGCCGCUCCUACGGUAAAGAAAAAUUUCAUCUCCAUCACCUCCGAACAUGCAUGGGGGGCCUAUGGCAUGCUGUUGGGCUCCUUUGAUUCGGUAUGGAUCCUGUACUACUUCACCAGCGGAGACGUGAAGAUGCAGAUGCAGAUAGACGGGGUCGGUACGAAGAUGGAAUUACUCACAGCGGGGUGCACACCGAGAUAUGUGCGUGUGUGGGGGAAGGGGUGGUGGGUGGGCACCGAUUGCCCACU
Molecule: messenger RNA, 699 nt
Organism: Tricharina praecox
Lineage: Eukaryota; Fungi; Ascomycota; Pezizomycetes; Pezizales; Pyronemataceae
Exons: 2
Coding region: 85-540 (151 amino acids)
Source: RefSeq, a predicted model, not a curated record